This is a messenger RNA of Echinostoma caproni, 705 nucleotides long. The record is from the annotation of a GenBank genome assembly. Lineage: Eukaryota; Metazoa; Platyhelminthes; Trematoda; Plagiorchiida; Echinostomatidae.
AUGCCCCGGGCACAGGUUCGCUUGUCCGUCAAACCGCCGGGUGGUAAACCGAUCACUUUUUGCGGUGGCACACUGAUCGCACCCCAAUGGAUUUUGACCGCGGCGCAUUGCUUGCUGGUCGAGACCAAACGUAUGCCAGUCGGUAAACCGGUCAAAUUGGCCGAACACAUGAAAUCUGUGAUAUUCGCACAUUUGGGUGAUCAUCACAAGAAGCGGAAGGAGAAGCAACAACAAGACUAUCGCGUGGAUGUGGCCAUCUUGCACCCGCGAUAUCACCGAAGUCUCAUGACUGACGGUGAUGAUAUUGCACUGUUACAUCUGAGUGAACCAGUGACCAUUAAUUCUGCAGUGAACUUCGUUUGUCUGCCUCCGAAAGAUAUGACACUGGAGCCAGGUACCAAGUGUUACGCUCUGGGUUGGGGCAAUACUCGAUCUGGGAAGCCACCGACAUUUGACAACUUGCAAGGCUUGUUCGAUUCAAUCCUUCUCCCGUUCCCCAGCCUUUUCAACAGCCCGUUCGGGAAUUUAUUUGGUUUUCGGGGCUACCGUGAUCGUCGAUCCCGACGAGAUCGUCGUCCCAGCACUCCGUAUGAAUUGCACGAAGUCACCCUGCCAAUUGUCUCUGUGGACGAGUGUCGUAAGCACUAUGGUGAUGUGAACAGUGAAUUGCACAUUUGUGCUGGUUCGAAAGGCAAGGUGGGUUGA